This is a messenger RNA of Nannospalax galili (Upper Galilee mountains blind mole rat), 4155 nucleotides long. It is a transcript of the gene Gabbr1, whose product is annotated as gamma-aminobutyric acid type B receptor subunit 1. The record is from RefSeq and is a predicted model, not a curated record. The coding region runs from base 292 to 3210 and encodes 972 amino acids. NCBI's taxonomy places the organism in Eukaryota, Metazoa, Chordata, Mammalia, Rodentia, Spalacidae. The transcript has 23 exons. Gene Ontology annotation, molecular function: G protein-coupled GABA receptor activity. Gene Ontology annotation, biological process: gamma-aminobutyric acid signaling pathway; G protein-coupled receptor signaling pathway. Gene Ontology annotation, cellular component: membrane; G protein-coupled receptor heterodimeric complex.
UUCCCUCCCGGCUCCGCGCUCCCGCGGCCGCCGCCGCCCCGGGGAAGGAGAGCCGGGGGUGGGGUUUGCAGGGGAACGGGAGAGCAGGGAAAGACCCCGGCUUCCCGGGGAGGAAGGCCGGGGGAGGGGAAGGUGGAGGAGCGGGAGGGAGCGCGGGGAGCAGCGGUCCGGCCUGGGGCCUGGAGGCCCGGGGAGCGCCGGGGAGCCGGCCGGCCGCGGAGGUAAGCAGGGCCGCGGGCGCCGGGCGCGGACAGGGGAGCAGGGCCGGUCUCGCGGUGCCAGCGGCGGGCGAUGGAGAGGCCGGACCCCGGAGCGUGGAUGCUGCUGCUGCUGCUGCUGCUGCUGGCGCCGCUCUUCCUCCGCCCCCUGGGCGCGGGCGGGGCGCAGGCCCCCAACGCCACCUCGGAAGGUUGCCAGAUUAUACACCCGCCCUGGGAAGGGGGCAUCAGGUACCGCGGCCUGACUCGCGACCAGGUGAAGGCCAUCAACUUCCUGCCGGUGGACUACGAGAUCGAGUAUGUGUGCCGGGGGGAGCGCGAGGUGGUGGGGCCCAAGGUGCGCAAGUGCCUGGCCAACGGUUCCUGGACGGAUAUGGACACACCCAGUCGCUGUGUCCGAAUCUGCUCCAAGUCUUAUUUGACCCUGGAAAAUGGGAAGGUUUUCCUGACGGGUGGGGACCUCCCAGCUCUGGAUGGAGCCCGGGUGGAUUUCCGAUGUGACCCCGACUUUCAUCUGGUGGGCAGCUCCCGGAGCAUCUGUAGUCAGGGCCAGUGGAGCACCCCCAAGCCCCACUGCCAGGUGAACCGAACUCCACACUCAGAACGGCGCGCGGUGUACAUCGGGGCGCUGUUUCCCAUGAGCGGGGGCUGGCCGGGGGGCCAGGCCUGCCAGCCCGCGGUGGAGAUGGCGCUGGAGGACGUGAACAGCCGCAGGGACAUCCUGCCGGACUAUGAGCUCAAGCUGAUCCACCACGACAGCAAGUGUGACCCAGGCCAAGCCACCAAGUAUUUAUAUGAACUGCUCUACAAUGACCCCAUCAAGAUCAUCCUCAUGCCAGGCUGUAGCUCUGUCUCCACGCUUGUGGCGGAGGCUGCCCGGAUGUGGAACCUCAUCGUGCUCUCCUAUGGCUCCAGCUCACCAGCCCUGUCCAACCGACAACGUUUCCCCACGUUUUUCCGAACACACCCAUCCGCCACACUCCACAACCCCACCCGGGUGAAACUCUUUGAAAAGUGGGGUUGGAAGAAGAUUGCCACUAUCCAGCAGACCACAGAGGUCUUCACAUCGACUCUGGAUGACCUAGAGGAGCGAGUGAAGGAGGCUGGGAUUGAGAUCACUUUCCGCCAGAGUUUCUUCUCAGAUCCAGCUGUGCCAGUCAAAAACCUGAAGCGCCAGGAUGCCCGAAUCAUCGUGGGACUUUUCUAUGAGACUGAAGCCCGGAAAGUUUUUUGUGAGGUCUACAAGGAGCGGCUCUUUGGGAAGAAGUAUGUCUGGUUCCUCAUCGGUUGGUAUGCUGACAACUGGUUUAAGACCUACGACCCAUCAAUCAACUGUACAGUGGAUGAGAUGACCGAGGCUGUGGAAGGCCACAUCACUACUGAAAUCGUCAUGCUGAAUCCUGCCAACACCCGAAGCAUUUCCAACAUGACAUCCCAGGAAUUUGUGGAGAAACUAACCAAGAGGCUCAAAAGACAUCCUGAGGAGACGGGAGGCUUCCAGGAGGCCCCACUGGCCUAUGAUGCUAUCUGGGCUUUGGCUUUGGCCUUGAACAAGACAUCUGGAGGAGGUGGCCGUUCAGGCGUGCGCCUGGAGGACUUCAACUACAACAACCAGACCAUAACUGACCAAAUCUACCGGGCCAUGAACUCCUCGUCCUUUGAGGGUGUCUCUGGCCAUGUGGUCUUUGAUGCCAGCGGCUCCCGGAUGGCAUGGACGCUUAUUGAGCAACUGCAGGGUGGCAGCUAUAAGAAGAUUGGUUACUACGACAGCACCAAGGAUGAUCUUUCCUGGUCCAAAACAGAUAAGUGGAUCGGAGGGUCCCCCCCAGCUGACCAGACCAUGGUCAUCAAGACAUUCCGCUUCCUGUCACAGAAACUCUUUAUCUCCGUCUCGGUUCUCUCCAGCCUGGGCAUUGUCCUCGCUGUUGUCUGUCUGUCCUUUAACAUCUACAACUCCCACGUCCGUUAUAUCCAGAACUCCCAGCCCAACCUGAACAAUCUGACUGCCGUGGGCUGCUCGCUGGCAUUAGCUGCUGUCUUCCCCCUUGGGCUGGAUGGUUACCACAUCGGGAGGAGCCAGUUCCCUUUUGUCUGCCAGGCCCGUCUCUGGCUCCUGGGCCUGGGCUUUAGUCUGGGCUAUGGCUCCAUGUUCACCAAGAUCUGGUGGGUCCACACAGUCUUCACGAAGAAGGAGGAAAAGAAGGAAUGGAGGAAGACCCUAGAGCCCUGGAAGCUGUAUGCCACGGUGGGCCUGCUGGUGGGCAUGGAUGUCCUGACUCUUGCCAUCUGGCAGAUUGUGGACCCCUUGCACCAAACCAUUGAGACUUUUGCCAAGGAGGAACCAAAGGAAGACAUCGAUGUGUCUAUUCUGCCCCAGCUGGAGCACUGCAGCUCAAAGAAGAUGAAUACAUGGCUGGGCAUUUUCUAUGGCUACAAGGGACUGCUGCUUCUACUGGGAAUCUUUCUUGCUUAUGAGACCAAGAGUGUGUCCACUGAGAAGAUCAACGACCACAGGGCAGUGGGCAUGGCCAUCUACAACGUGGCGGUCCUGUGCCUCAUCACCGCCCCUGUCACCAUGAUUCUCUCCAGCCAGCAAGAUGCAGCCUUUGCCUUCGCAUCUCUGGCCAUCGUGUUCUCCUCCUACAUCACUUUGGUUGUGCUGUUUGUGCCCAAGAUGCGCAGGCUGGUGACCCGAGGGGAAUGGCAGUCCGAGACGCAGGACACCAUGAAGACAGGGUCGUCCACCAACAACAACGAGGAAGAGAAAUCACGGCUGUUGGAGAAGGAGAACCGGGAACUGGAGAAGAUCAUUGCUGAGAAAGAGGAGCGCGUCUCAGAACUGCGCCAUCAGCUCCAGUCUCGACAGCAGCUCCGCUCCAGACGCCACCCCCCAACACCCCCAGACCCCUCUGGGGGCCUUCCCAGGGGACCCUCGGAGCCCCCUGACCGGCUCAGCUGUGAUGGGAGUCGAGUCCAUUUGCUUUACAAGUGAGGGGAUAUCAGGAAGGACCCCGCCAGUAGGGGAGGGAGAGUGUGUGGGAGAGGGUAGGGGUCUGGGAGCAAACAAGGUCCCCAAGUCCAGCUGUGCUAACUCCACCUCUUGUAAAUACCUAUCCUUCUGUGAAUCUGGGGUUAUUUGGGUCUCCAAUAUGCUGGGAAACAGACGGUUUUCUCUCGUAUUCAUUCAUAGAAUUUUCUGUCACCACUUCACAGUUUAGUUUGAACCCUGCUUUAGCUACUCUGUCCUGACUCCCGACAGCUCACCACAUUUUCCUCCCACGACACGCCUCUGUGCAGUUACCACGGCAACCCCUGUCGCUCCCAGCAGCAGGGGUCUCCCCACAAGUGCUCUUUCCACUCCAGCAGGAGCCUCUCCAUUUCCCAGUAGCAGCACCUCCCUCUGUCCUCGUUCUUAACACUGAGCUCCACGUUUUCCUUCUUGGAACGUUGCCUCUUCUGGGGACCCGCACCCCGGCCCACGUGCUCCUUGCCUCCAGGCUGUGCGGGCUCACACUUCCCCUCUCCUGCGUGGUGGGUGUGGUCCUGUGCUUCCUGUGUACUCUGCAUCCACAGUUGUGAGUGCAUGUGGUGUGCUGGGGUAGGCACUCGAUAACCACCUUCCUCACGUGCACACAUCAUGUCUGUUCUGCCUGUGCUCCAGCACACUGUGCACUUUCUUCUUUGGUAUCUUAACAUCAUCAUGUCCCGUCCCCCCUGACCCCCCCCCCUUUUUUUUUUGAGACUGGGUAUUUCUCUGUUGCCUCAGCUGGCCUUGGACUUGUGAGAGUCUUCCUGCCUCAGCCUCCUGAGUGCUGGGAUUACAGUUGUGCACUUGGCUGAGAUAACUAUUCUUCGAACAGAGCCAUGUGCACUCACCCUGUGCACACUUAAGUACUUUCCCCCAGUUCAUGUUUUCUGGGCCGUGCAUCCCCUCUCU